AUGACCAGUUCCUUUCCACCCGGAAGCGGCCAUAACGCGGUGGAGAUUGGCAAAACGUACUGCGUCAGCCAACAUGGUACCAAGAAGGUAUUGACACAAGCCAACGGCUCCGCGGGCCUGACUUGGAAGGACUAUACCGGUAGUUCCGACCAGAAGUGGAAGUGCGUCACGGAAGAGAAGAACCAGCUGCGCUUCCAGAACGAAGCCACCAAUGCAUACUUGUGUAGGAACGAGAACAGCAAACUCUCAGCGUACACAAAGGAGGAUAUUGGCGACGCAGUAACCAAAGCACACUUUCAAGUCGGCCGCCAUACCCGCGGUGGCUCCUUCUUGAGCCAAGUUAUCAACGACGAGUUGUUCUUCUUGACACGACCCACAGAAAGCGCUGAGGCGUUCGUGCAGAUGGACUCUUCCGUGCAGAUGGACCCUUCUACGAUCACCCAACUCGGCAUCCAUCUGGUCGAGGAGGCACUGUCGCCGCUUAGGCGCUUCGGGUGGGUGAUUCAGGGCUUGCUCGCGCGCUCCUCGGCGCCGUACUACGUCUCACAGGACUCGGACCAGAACAUGGACGCAGCUGCAACCAGCCAGUUGAUCGCUGAGGGCGUCAAGGACAUCAUCAGCCUGAACGAGGUCGAGCUGGGGGCGGAGGUCGUCCAGGCGCUCUUGGAAAAGGGCAUAUCGUACUUGUGGUCCCCCAUCAAGGACUUUGGAGCGCCGACGGAGGACGGCUGGAAGAGCAUCAAGGAGCGGUAUCAGAAGAACAAGGCCGAGAACAAACCGACGCUAGUUUACUGCGGGUAUGGUCACGGGAGGACGGGCACCAUCAUUUCCGCACUCUAG
Molecule: messenger RNA, 840 nt
Organism: Lasiodiplodia theobromae
Lineage: Eukaryota; Fungi; Ascomycota; Dothideomycetes; Botryosphaeriales; Botryosphaeriaceae
Product: Protein-tyrosine phosphatase
Exons: 1
Coding region: 1-840 (279 amino acids)
Biological process (GO): dephosphorylation
Molecular function (GO): phosphatase activity
Source: RefSeq, a predicted model, not a curated record